Aspergillus ruber CBS 135680 is the source of this 756-nucleotide messenger RNA. RefSeq lists its product as uncharacterized. Bases 1 to 756 code for a protein of 251 amino acids. The transcript has a single exon. The record is from RefSeq and is a predicted model, not a curated record. Lineage: Eukaryota; Fungi; Ascomycota; Eurotiomycetes; Eurotiales; Aspergillaceae.
AUGAUUGACUACGAGUACGACAGGAUGAUUCAUUCACAGAACGGGAGUCAUCACAGGGAGGGAACUACCAUAUACCAGUCGGUGGAGGAUGGGGUUAUAAAGCAAGCUUCUGAAUCAAAUCUCAAUCAGAAUAUUCAAUCCACAAGUACACCGAGCGGUCAAUUUACCCCUGAUGAGAUAUCUUUCCGCUCAGAUUCCCUGGAGGCGUAUUAUGCGUCGCCAUGCUCAUGUAUACCUGAAUCUCCUGCAAGCGUCGGCUCAUCCAUAUAUGAGUGCGGAGUACCAUACGUCUCCCAGGACUACCUAUGGCCCUUUGAUGCUUUCAUUUCAAGAUCAGAUAGUCCAGCUGGUGAGACUAUUUGUCUAGAACCUUCUCAAGAUUACCUUUCUCCCCACGUUCAGGAAAUUGACGAGUUCUUGGAUCUUUCGGAAACAAGCGAUAUGUCUACAGGUUGCAUAUCUACAGAGGGUGCUUCUGACCUCGGUGUUGAAGAUGCAUCGUUCACUUUGGCUUCGUACGUACCGGUGCAGGCCCGUCCUCUUAUUUCAUAUACGGAACAUCAACGAGCAAUUCACUCGGAAUAUUCUCAGUAUCCGCACGAGCCAAUUCGAUUCGAUAUGACCGAGACAGCUGGAGCAGCAAAUGCGGACAUUUUUUGCGAUAACAGUGUCUGCCAUGAUCUCAUAGAUGCGGAUGAACUUUACGACAUGUCUUUGGAGGCUCUCGAUGAAAGCAAUUACUUCCAUUUUCCAUAG